This is a messenger RNA of Phoenix dactylifera (date palm), 2620 nucleotides long. RefSeq names its product long-chain-alcohol oxidase FAO2-like. The record is from RefSeq and is a predicted model, not a curated record. Lineage: Eukaryota; Viridiplantae; Streptophyta; Magnoliopsida; Arecales; Arecaceae. Gene Ontology annotation, molecular function: long-chain-alcohol oxidase activity; flavin adenine dinucleotide binding.
AAGUCCCAGUCCCGAUCCAUAUGGGAAGCAUGUGACAUGCUGGUGUCGUUCUUUCCAGUCUCUGCCGUACUUGAGCGGUGUUUCAACUUUCCCUUCAUGCUUCUGUUUGAAAAUUCCAAGCACAAGACGACACCUUCAAGGCCUCCGGAUAUAUAUGGAAGGAGGAGAGGAGAGGAGGCGAGGGCACCCACGGCUGAGAGGAGGGAGGAGGAGGAGGGAGGAAGGAGGCUACAGCCAUGGAUUCUCUCCCUCCCAGAUUCAAUCACUGGCUGCCAUGUGCGAGGCUCUCAUACCCUCCCUCCCAAUGGAAGAGCUCCACGUCAGCAGUGGCAAGGAGGACCCACCCACCAAGAGCCUCCAGGCCUUCUACCUGGCUUCCGGGGCCGAGUCCCCAGUACCAGAUGAGGUUGCAGAGUUAUUGGUCAAGAGAGGCCUGAGAGAGGCUGUUCUUUUGGUCAAAUUGGUUCUAUGGCUCCUUGCUACCAAGCUGGGCACGCUCGUCCUCUGUGGGUUCCUGAGCCUCCGUGGGGGAUUCCCAUUCAUCAACAAGUUCUCGGACAUGCCUGUGGAGAAGAGGGAAGAGGUUCUUAAGAGAUGGAACAAGGAAAAUUUUUUUAUUCCUCUGAGGAUAGUUUUUGUGAUGGUCAAGGUCUUCUCCCUCCACAUCUUUUAUUCAAUGACUAACGAAAACUCGGAGAACCUGUCAUGGAAUGCAAUUGGAUAUAGCUUACCAACUGAAGAAAAGCCGCGAAAAUCUCAAAGAGAGAGGCCUCUUGAGAAGGGGAUCAUAGAAACCAUGGAUCAAACCGAUGCAUCCCUUCUCGAAUCACUCGCCAAGAAAGGCCUGACAGUCUCCCAAGACCCCAUGCAAAACAUCUACAGAAUUAGAUGCGACGUGGCCAUCGUUGGCUCCGGCUGCGGCGGCGGAGUUGCCGCUGCAGUUCUUGCGAGCGCGGGCCGCAAGGUUAUAGUCAUCGAGAAAGGCAACUACUUCACGUCGGAAGACUACACCUCCAUUGAAGCCCCAUCCAUGUACGAACUGUACGAGUCUGGAGGAAUUCAUAGCACCGUCGACGGGAAGGUGAUGCUCCUGGCUGGAUCCACCGUCGGGGGUGGUUCUGCUGUGAACUGGGCGGCUUGCAUCAAGACACCAGACCAUGUCCUCAGGGAAUGGGCGGAAGAGCGUCAGCUUCCUCUCUUCACGAGCACGGACUAUCUCUCAGCAAUGGACGCGGUCUGUAGAAGACUCGGAGUCACCGAGAGCUGCAGCGAAGAAGGAUUUCAGAACAAGGUUCUCCGCAAAGGCUGUCAGAAUCUCGGUCUUCGAGUAGACUCCGUGCCGAGAAAUUCUUCGGAAAGCCAUUUCUGCGGCAGCUGCUGUUACGGCUGCCGAGCAGGAGAUAAGCGUGGGACCGAUGCAACGUGGCUGGUGGAUGCCGUCGAUUGCGGCGCGGCGAUCUUAACGGGAUGCAAGGCCGAGAGAUUCGUAUUCGUAGAGAACGAGCCGGGGGAGAAGAAAAGGAAGAAGUGCGUGGGACUGAUUGCCAGAUCUUCGAGCCACAAGGUCACGAAGAAGCUAGAAAUCGAAGCUAAAGUGACCAUCUCAGCGUGCGGUUCUCUCUUGACGCCGCCGCUGAUGAUCGCCAGCGGGCUGGCAAAUCCGAACAUAGGCAGGAACCUCCGCCUCCACCCGGCAGCUCUUGCAUGGGGUUACUUCCCGGAUUCGGUGUCGGACCUCCGGGGCAGGGCUUUCGAGGGAGGGAUCAUCACGUCGCUGCACGAAGUGAGAGCGCAGGAGGAUUCGGAUGCGAGCUUGCGGGCGAUCAUCGAGACGCCUGCGCUGGGUCCUGCCGCCUUCGCGACGCUGGUCCCCUGGGUGUCGGGACGGGACAUGAAGGAGAGGAUGGCGAGAUACAGCCGGACGGCGCAUCUCUUUGCGUUGGUGCGAGAUCGCGGCUCGGGGACGGUGGAGGGGGAGGAGGGGAUUGUGAGAUACCGAUUCGAUGGUUUGGAUAGGGAGAAUAUGAGGGUGGGGCUGCGGAGGGCGCUGCGGAUUUUGGUGGCGGCGGGUGCGGUGGAAGUGGGGACUCACCGGAGCGACGGCCAGAGGAUCAAAUGCAAGGGUAUCAAGGAGGGGGACUUGGAGGAGUUCUUGGAUGGGAUUACGGCGGUGGGGGGUCCGAGGUCUCGGAGUGAAUUGUGGACCAUCUAUGGCUCUGCUCAUCAAAUGGGGAGCUGUAGGAUGGGAGUGAGCGAGGAAGAGGGUGGGGUGGAUGAGAGAGGGGAGAGUUGGGAGGCACAGGGGCUCUUUGUGUGUGAUGGGAGUGUGCUGCCGACUGCCCUUGGGAUUAAUCCUAUGAUCACCAUCCAGUCCGUCGCCUACUGCCUUUCCAAAGGGAUAGCAGAAUCCCUCGGCAGAGGGCCUCAAUGAGAGAGAAGUAAUUACUAGUGUAAGUUGACACCGCAGCAUUUACUAUAGUGAUGACAGUGCCAAUCUGCUUAUUGUAAGUUUAAAAAAAUAUCAUGACUAUUAUCUCUUGUUUACAAUUCAAGGUAAAGCAUGUUACCCUCCAGAAUAUUGAACUUGGAAGAAGUUGGGUUGAAAUGUUCAGUUUUUUUU